This is a messenger RNA of Diaporthe amygdali, 1029 nucleotides long. RefSeq lists its product as uncharacterized. The transcript has a single exon. The record is from RefSeq and is a predicted model, not a curated record. Lineage: Eukaryota; Fungi; Ascomycota; Sordariomycetes; Diaporthales; Diaporthaceae. Bases 1 to 1029 code for a protein of 342 amino acids.
AUGAAGGGUGACACAGUACGCGAUGAUGAGACGACGGCGUCCGACGUAAGCGAGCCGGAAGAUACCACCCGUCGCACGGCCACCGCAUCCGCGCGCACCGCUGCGAGGCGCCCCAAGGGCAAAGGCAAGGCUUCCUCAGAGCCUACCGCGACAGGCAAGGCCAGGAAGAAGAAGGCUGUCGAGGAUGAAGGCUCUGAGACGGGUUCGGGCUCGGAUGCCAACGAGGCACCACUUGGGCAGUCCAAGCAAGGCGGCACUGCGUCGAAGCGUAGUAAACAGGACGCACUCUCAGCCUCGCGGUCACUAUCUCUACGGAACAUGGGCUCCAAGGCGAGGAAAGCCGGAGAUGACAUGUCAACAGCCUCACCAACACCUUCUCCUCCCCCGUCCAAAGUAGCCACAGGAAAGAAGGCCGCUACUGGUGACUCCAGAUCCGCGUCACCCACACCAUCGCCAUCGCCAUCACCUCCCUCCGAAUUGGCCACAGGAAAGAAGGCUGGUGCUAGCGACGCUGUGUCUCCGUCCCCUACACCAUCACCAUCACCCCCGCCUAAAGCGAUAGGAAGGAAGGCCGGAACUGGCGACUCCGGAUCCCCAUCUCCUACACCAUCGCCAUCGCCAUCCCCCUCCCCGGAGCCUCAGCAAGAAGCAUCCCCGGCCAAGAAGAAGAAAGGUGGCCUGGGUCGUCUAGGCGCAGCCAAGCGUGCCGAGGCCGCAUCACAAUCGCCCGAGCCAGACGGUAGCCAGCACCAGCCGUCCAAGGGCGGGUUAGGCAAACUUGGUGGCCUCAAAGGGAAGAAGAAGAGGCGCGGCGGUCAGGACGGCGGAGCAGGACCUGCAUCAGAGGCUGGAGGGUCUGAGAGGGGAUCACCACCUGACGGCGCAGGGCACGGUGGAAAGUCGGAAACCAUUGCGGAGCCAAAGAUCGAGACCUCAGAUGAAAGGGCUGCCCGGAGGCGAGCUGAGCUGGCGAGGGACCUGGAGAAGAAGAGGGCUGCUGGGCCGGCGAAAAAGAAGCGGAAAUUUUGA